Messenger RNA from Aricia agestis (brown argus), 1280 nucleotides. RefSeq names its product QRFP-like peptide receptor (gene NGR-A35). Gene Ontology annotation, cellular component: membrane. Gene Ontology annotation, molecular function: neuropeptide Y receptor activity; peptide binding. The coding region runs from base 52 to 1218 and encodes 388 amino acids. The transcript has 8 exons. The record is from RefSeq and is a predicted model, not a curated record. NCBI's taxonomy places the organism in Eukaryota, Metazoa, Arthropoda, Insecta, Lepidoptera, Lycaenidae. Gene Ontology annotation, biological process: G protein-coupled receptor signaling pathway.
UCCCUGCAAGAGCAGGGCGAUUGCCCUGUUCGCCAACCCCUAGGUGUGACGAUGCUUCGCAACAAAUCAGAGUGGAACGAGAGCCAGUGGGCGCCUUUAGACCUGGACGUGUUCUACCGUCCCGACGUGGUCAUCAUCUCCAUGUACGUGGCAGUGCUGACGGCGUCGCUCUCCGCCAACACGCUGCUCAUCUUCAUCGUGGUCAAGUUCCAGUAUAUGCGGAGCGUCACCAACAUCUUCCUAGUGAACCUGUCAGUGGCUGAUCUGCUGGUGACACUCUUCUGCAUGCCAGUCCAGAUCGCAAAGUCGGUGACGCUGCUGUGGUACUUUGGAGAGGUGAUGUGCAAGACCGUCAACUUCCUCCAGGGCGUAGCAGUAGCCUCCUCAGUAUUCACCAUUACCGCCAUGUCCGUCGACCGGUACCUCGCCAUCACGCAGUCGCUCCGCCAGCCGUGGAUGCCGUCGCGGCGCGGGGCGUGCGGGCUGCUGGUGGGGUUAUGGGUGGUGGCGCUGGCGAUCUUCGCGCCGCUACUGGCAGUGGCUGCGGUAGAGCGGGAGGUGGUGCCCGUGCUGGCGAGGACGGAUAAUGGUUCGGUUUGGGUGGAAGGUCGGAUAGAGUUUUGUACAGAAAAGUGGCCGGAUUCCAUACGAAAAGAGCUGUUCGGCACAUUCAGCUUCAUACUGGUCUAUGCGAUACCUGGCUGUAUCGUGGUGAUAUCGUACUCGCUGAUGGGGCGACGGCUGUGCUCAGUGCUGCCGCCCUUCGACCAAACUGAAGGCAGCACUAACAGUCAGCAGAGGAUACGUCUAGUACGGGAGCGCAAGCGAGUAGCGUGGAUACUGCUGCUGCUGGCCGUGCUGUUCGCGAUGUGCUGGCUGCCGUACAACAUACUCCAGCUGUUGCUGGACGUCAAUGCUGUUGAAGUUGACUCUGUUGCGCUGUUGCUGCCAUACACGUUGUUGUUGGGUCACGCGAACUCGGCGAUCAACCCCAUCGUGUACUGCCUCAUGACCCGCAACUUCCGGCGGUCGCUGCGGAAGCUGCUCUGCCACGACACCGGUAACAUACACUCUAGUACUCACUUUCAUAUGCAGGGCUUGAGGCAAAAGUCCAACACGUCUAGUGUCCGAACCUGCACCACGGUCACCUUUCGGAGCAGUGGCAACGGCCGCAGCUCGCGUCGCGGCUGGCGAGGACGCGGGCCGCACUACCUCUGAAUUGCGUGCACACAGUGGCACUAAUAAAGAACAGGCCGGCCGCGGUGAGCUAUGAGGUUGGG